Messenger RNA from Benincasa hispida (wax gourd), 908 nucleotides. RefSeq names its product Receptor-like protein kinase-related family protein. NCBI's taxonomy places the organism in Eukaryota, Viridiplantae, Streptophyta, Magnoliopsida, Cucurbitales, Cucurbitaceae. The record is from RefSeq and is a predicted model, not a curated record.
UUUAAAUCUUAUCUUACAUCAAUGAGAUAUGAACAGUAUUUAAAUCUUAAAGAGUAACAAGUAUAUCUCCUAUAACAACUCCCCUUCUAUAUAUAUUGGAUACUCUUAAAAGAAAUGAAUAACAACUCUCAAAAUCUAAUAACCUUCCAUUUCAAACCAUGAGCCAAUCAAAACCAUUUCUUCCAAUUCUCCUCCUCUUUCUUGCAGCCUUAGGCAAUAUCAUAACCUCAAUCAAUGCCUCAUAUCUAUACCAUACAUGUUCAAGCUCAGAUAACUACACAAUGAACAGCCUCUAUUCUUCCAACUUAAAACAAGCUCUAGACAGAUUGACAAAUAGCGCCCCACCCUCUGGCUUCGGCCUCAGCUCCACUGGAGGCAAAGAUUCACAAAACCAAGUCAAUGGCUUGGCUCUAUGUCGGGGCGACAUCUCGCCCGCCGACUGCAAGACCUGCGUUGCGACGGCCGGACAAGAGAUCCAACAACGAUGCCCUUACAAGAAAGGGGCAGCCAUAUGGUAUGAUUCAUGCCUUUUGAAAUACUCCAAUGCAAAAUUCUUUGGGAAGAAUCAAAAUGGAGGGUUUAGGUUCUAUUUAGUGAAUGUUCGUGAGGCCGACGAUCCGUCGUCGUUUAAGGAGCAAGUUAAGAACUUGCUUAGUGGGUUGUCUGAAAUGGCUAAAACUUCAAAGAAUUUGUAUGCCAUUGGAGACUUGGAGAUUGGGAGCUCCAAGAAGCUGUAUGGAUUGGUUCAGUGCACAAGAGAUCUUUGGACUGCAGAUUGCAAGAAAUGUCUUGAUGAUGCCAUUGGUGAGCUUCCAUAUUGCUGUUCAAAUGGAGCUAAAGUUGGUGGAAGAGUGGUUGGUGGGAGUUGUAACUUUAGAUAUGAAACUUACCCCUUCUUUACUGCAUAA